UGUGACUCAUUUGUAUUUGACAGGAGACAACCAAGACAAUGAGAAGGAAGGAGGCGAUGGAGAACAAGUAGGGCCAAAGGUCACCUACAUCCCCCCGACCCUCGCCGAGGACGAGGACUCCAUUUUCUGCCACUACGAGACCGGGAUCAACUUCAGCAAGUAUGACGAGAUCUCGGUGGACAUCAGCGGGGACAACCCUCCCAAGGCCAUUGCGACUUUUGAUGAAGCUGGUCUGUGUGAGUCUUUGAGAAACAACGUGAGGAAAUCUGGAUACGUGAAGCCAACCCCAGUCCAGAAGCACGGCAUCCCCAUCAUCACUGCUGGCAGAGACCUGAUGGCCUGCGCUCAGACUGGAUCAGGGAAGACGGCCGCCUUCCUGCUCCCCAUCCUGCAGCAGCUGAUGGCUGACGGUGUUGCCGCCAGUCGCUUCAGUGAACAGCAGGAGCCUGAAGUGGUGAUCGUGGCCCCCACCAGAGAGCUCAUCUGCCAGAUCUUCAUGGAGGCCAGGAAGUUUGCUUACGGGACAUGUGUGCGUCCGGUCGUAGUUUACGGAGGAGUCAGCACCAGACACCAGAACAACGAUAUUGCGAAGGGAUGCAACGUCCUGUGUGGGACUCCAGGACGCCUUCUCGACAUGAUUAGACGAGGACGGGUUGGCUUGCAGAAGGUGCGUUACCUGGUGAUGGAUGAGGCCGACAGGAUGCUGGAUAUGGGCUUUGAGCCUGACAUGCGCACGCUGGUGACCUCGCCCGGGAUGCCAGAUCGAGAGAACCGCCAGACGCUGCUGUUCAGUGCCACGUACCCUGCAGACAUCCAGAGGAUGGCCAGGGACUUCCUGAAGGAAAACUACCUGUUCCUGGCUGUGGGCACGGUGGGCGGAGCCUGCACGGACGUGGAGCAGACUAUACUGCAGGUCACCAAGUUUGCUAAGAGGAAUCAGCUGGUGGACUUCCUCAAGAGCAUUGGAAACGAUCGCACCCUGGUGUUCGUGGGUACGAAGAGGCAGACGGAUUUCAUCGCCUGCUUCUUGUGUCAGGAGAAGUUUCCAACCACCAGCAUCCACGGUGAUCGUGAGCAGCGGGAGCGGGAGGAGGCGCUGGCGGACUUCCGCUCGGGGAAGUUUCCGUUCCUGGUGGCGACCUCGGUGGCGGCUCGAGGUCUGGACAUCCCGGAGGUGCAGCACGUGGUGAACUACGACCUCCCAACCACCAUCGACGAGUACGUGCACCGCAUCGGCAGGACGGGCCGCUGUGGGAACACCGGGAAGGCCGUGUCCUUCUUCGACCCUGAAACAGAUGGUCCUCUGGCUCCGUCUCUGCUGACCAUCCUGUCCCUGGCUCAGCAGGAGGUCCCGUCUUGGCUGGAGGAAUGUGCCGGUGGCUCUCGCGGCACUUCCAGCUUCAGCAUGUCCAACGGUUCUGUGGACACCAGGAAGACGAGCGCCGUCAGAGACUGCGGUGCUUCGAGCCAGCCGGUGCAGACUCCAGUUGCUGAAGAAGAAGAUUGGGAGUGA
Salarias fasciatus (jewelled blenny) is the source of this 1513-nucleotide messenger RNA. It is a transcript of the gene ddx4, whose product is annotated as DEAD (Asp-Glu-Ala-Asp) box polypeptide 4. The coding region runs from base 335 to 1513 and encodes 392 amino acids. Gene Ontology annotation, molecular function: nucleic acid binding; ATP binding. NCBI's taxonomy places the organism in Eukaryota, Metazoa, Chordata, Actinopteri, Blenniiformes, Blenniidae. The record is from RefSeq and is a predicted model, not a curated record. The transcript has 11 exons.